UUAUGUUUCUAUCCUGUCUUUUCCAUCCAUGUAACAAAAUAUGACAUGAUCGUGUAUAUGACAUAUCAUUAAAGACAUACACACUCCAUACUGUAGAUGUCUCCAAAAUCAAUGGAUAUCCUUUUGACCACAGCUCCAUGGAGAAACCAUAGAAGAAAAUAACCAGGAAAUGUUACUUUUAAGCUAAAGGAAUUAGCACUGUUUUUCUAUUUCCUGGAAGAAGUUGCUGGAGCUGCCAGCAACUAACAAAAUGGAAAAGGUGGUCAGCUGUUUUAAGAAGAGCCCAGAUGCUGUGGCCAGGCUGAUAUGCUUCCCCUGGGCAGGUGGAGGGUCCAUCCACUAUGCACGCUGGGGAAACGUCCUCAGCAGCUCCAUAGAAGUGUUUGCUGUCAAACUUCCAGGCAGAGAGAGUCGAGCCAAAGAGCCGUUCUUUCAGAACAUGCAGCAGGUUGUGGACGAGGUUAUAAAUGUGCUGUUACCGUUGCUGAAAGAGAAGCCGUUUGCUCUGUUCGGACACAGUUUCGGUGCCUUCACCAGUUUCGCUGUGGCAGAUGCUCUGAAGAGACUGCACAACCUUGAACCUGUUCAUAUCUUCCUGUCUGGUGCCUCUGCACCUUAUUCAGAGACGCGUAUCAAAGCCCCGAAGAGAAGCGAUUUAUCUGACGAUGAUUUUCUCAAGUGGUUGAUUUCGAUUGGAGGAACUCCUCCUGAGUUGCUGGCGAACCCUGAAGUGCUGAAGCUCUUCCUUCCCGCCCUGAAGGCCGACCUGCACAUUGUGGAAAAUUACAGGUGUAGCGAGCCAGCCAUUCCGUUUCUCUCCUGCCCAGUCACGUGUUUUGAUGGAAAGGAUGACAUUCCUCAUGACUUACAAGCUUGGAAAAACAUCACAUCAGGUGAUUUCACCGUAAGAAUGCUGGACGGAUCCCAUUUUUAUCUGAAGGAGUCUGGAAAUGAAAAGAUUAUAUUAGACUAUGUCACGAAGCAGGUGGAAACGUCAGAAAUGGACUAUUUAUAAUUAAAUCACUUUAAACUUAAAACAUUUUUUUUACCAAUUCAUUGUGAUUGAAGUAAGUAAGUUCAGAAAAGUGAAAAAUUGUGACAAAUUUGUGUGUGGUGGAUAAUAAAGAGUCAUUUAACACAA
Messenger RNA from Etheostoma cragini (Arkansas darter), 1141 nucleotides. RefSeq names its product oleoyl-ACP hydrolase (gene olah). The transcript is spliced from 7 exons. The coding region runs from base 251 to 1015 and encodes 254 amino acids. Gene Ontology annotation, biological process: lipid biosynthetic process. The record is from RefSeq and is a predicted model, not a curated record. Lineage: Eukaryota; Metazoa; Chordata; Actinopteri; Perciformes; Percidae.